AUGGAGAAAAAAAACCAGCUCAAAGAUGAUACUUUUUUGCAGCACCCAAUUCUCAUUCUCCUAGUUCUUGUAUUGGGUUUGGUUAUCAUGGACCCUUUUCAAAUGGGUCCUGUAGGAGGGCUCGAGUUCAGGCCUGUGAAGCACAACAUUGCUCCUUACAAGCAAGUCAUGAAGAAUUGGCCCAGAGACAACCAGAGCCGGCUUGGACUUGGGAAAUUGGAGUUUGAAGGUGAAGUUUUUGGGCCUGAAUCUUUGGAGUUUGAUCAUAUGGGCCGCGGCCCAUAUACUGGCUUGGCCGAUGGACGCAUUGUUAGGUGGAUGGGGAGGGAUGUGGGAUGGGAGACAUUUGCUCUUGUAACUUCAAAUUGGUCAGAGAAGGUUUGUGCUAAAGGGAAUGAGUCAACCACGAAAAAGCAAUGGAAAGUAGAGAAGAGAUGUGGUCGUCCUUUGGGGUUGAGAUUUGAUAAAGAGAGUGGAAACUUGUUCAUUGCAGAUGCAUAUUAUGGGAUUCUGGUUGUUGGGCCUGAAGGAGGUGUGGCCAUUCCUCUGGCAACCCACGUUGAUGGAAAGCCCAUUCUCUUUGCCAACGACCUUGAUAUUCACAACAAUGGCUCUAUUUUCUUCACUGACACUAGCAAGAGAUACAACAGAAUGGAUCAUUUCUAUAUAUUAUUGGAAGGAGAGGCCACUGGAAGACUUCUCAGAUAUGAUCCUCCAACAAAAACAACUCAUGUUGUACUAGAUGGGUUGGCUUUCCCUAAUGGGGUACAAAUAUCUAGAGACCAUACUUUCCUUCUCUUUACAGAGACCACCAAUUGCAGGCUAAUGAAAUAUUGGCUAGAGGGGCCUAAAAGAGGACUUGUGGAACCAAUUGCUAACUUACCAGGAUUUCCGGACAAUGUGAGAAUAAAUGAGAAUGGUCAGUUUUGGGUUGCAAUAGACUGUUGUCGCACUCCAAUACAAGAGGUGUUAAGUCACAAUCCAUGGAUAAGAAGUGUUUAUUUUCGCUUACCAAUCCGAAUGAGUUUCUUGGCACGACUAAUGGGGAUGAAGAUGUACACAGUGAUCUCACUCUUCGACGACAAGGGAGAGAUUGUUGAAGUUCUUGAGGAUCGAAAGGGAGUAGUGAUGAAACUUGUGAGUGAGGUUAGAGAAGUGAAAGGGAAAUUGUGGAUUGGAACAGUGGCUCACAACCACAUUGCCACUCUCCCUUACCCUUAG
Messenger RNA from Humulus lupulus (European hop), 1221 nucleotides. Its product is annotated as protein STRICTOSIDINE SYNTHASE-LIKE 13. The record is from RefSeq and is a predicted model, not a curated record. Lineage: Eukaryota; Viridiplantae; Streptophyta; Magnoliopsida; Rosales; Cannabaceae. Gene Ontology annotation, molecular function: strictosidine synthase activity. The transcript is spliced from 4 exons. Gene Ontology annotation, biological process: biosynthetic process. The coding region runs from base 1 to 1221 and encodes 406 amino acids.